AUGGCCGAGGGCAAAUUUGCAGUGGGCUGGUGGCAGUUCGUGCCGUUUCUCGGCUACCACCAUGUUCUUAUGAUUCUGAUAGCGGUUGCCAUCAUAUUGCUAUCACUACUGUUAGCAGGAUGUUCAUCGUCAUCACCUCUCAUACCAGACAUCUUCCUGCUAUCUUUAUAUUAUCAGCAAUAUACAGCGGUUCCCGAUACGUCACAGGUCGACUAUAAUGUCAACCAAGCCAUCAGCAACAUUGUCGGUAACGCACAUCUCCAGGCCCGUGUCGGCUACUUUGGCAUCUGUGUCAACGCCGAUGGUGGCUCAUGGCUGUGCUCCAACAACGCCACCGCUCUCGCCCGCGAGAUCUCGGUUGACCAAGAUCCGCUUAACCUGAUCUGGCUCGCAAGCCAGUUCAAAGACAUGAUUGUCUUUCCCUACCUGAUAAUCAUCGCCAUCAUCUUUGCAUUCGUCUGUCUUCUUCUCCUCGCCACCUUCCCCGGCUGGCAUGAGGACACGGACAGCGAGGGCUCGGAGCGUGAGGUCAAGCCGUUCCCCUCGCGGCCCGUGAGCCAGGUCGCGCUGGCCAUCAUCUUCAUCGCGAGUAUCUUCGUCCUGGUCAGCGUCUUGUGGCAGCACACGGCCUCGGUGGCUGCCAGUGUGAUAGCGCAGGACUUUGGAAACGGUAGCGUCCUCAGCGGUAUCGGCACCAGCGCCAUGGUAAUGGGUUGGUUCAGUUUCACGCUUCUCAUCAUUGUCACCAUCGGCCUUCUAGUCAUGAUUCUGAGCAUACGCGUGCUCAGUCAGCUGGCAGGUUGA
This is a messenger RNA of Pyricularia pennisetigena, 804 nucleotides long. RefSeq lists its product as uncharacterized. Gene Ontology annotation, biological process: conjugation with cellular fusion. NCBI's taxonomy places the organism in Eukaryota, Fungi, Ascomycota, Sordariomycetes, Magnaporthales, Pyriculariaceae. The record is from RefSeq and is a predicted model, not a curated record. Gene Ontology annotation, cellular component: mating projection tip; membrane. The transcript is spliced from 4 exons. The coding region runs from base 1 to 804 and encodes 267 amino acids.